AUGGCAUCAGAGGAAGAAUAAUUGGAACCUACAAUCGAAAAGUUUUAAAAAGCAGUAAAGUUGACAGCCAUUUUAAGAUAAAAACCUACAUCUGAUGAGGAAAUGUAGCGAGCUUAAAAGGCUUUAAUUAAGCCAGUUUCGAUAAGAAAUGCUGAAGAUUUUGAAGCCAUAGAGAAAGUUAUGAUAAGAGUUAAGUUCUUUACAAAAGUUAAGUUAAAAUAUGGAUUACUGGUAUUUAAGGAAGUUUGCAAGCAUUUAUAUUAUAAAAGAGCUUAACCAGGUCAUAGUAUAAUCAAAGUGAAUAAUGAAGGAAAAGCUUUCUAUGUAAUUUUAAGAGGUAGUGUUGGAAUUAAUAUAUUUUUACCAAAAGUGUCUUAAAAAAAAUAGGAAUCAAAAGCACCUUUUGUAUAGGAUGAAAUAGAAUUUGAAGAUGAACCUUUUGAAUAUCAAGAAGUUAAUAUACUCCAAGUAGGUGAUUCAUUUGGAGAAGUUGCAUUAUUAGAUCCAAAUUCCAAAACAACAGCAACUGUUAUUACAAAGGACAUAUGUGAAUUUGCUUGUUUAGAUAAAGAAUAGUAUGUUAAUAUUUUAGGAGUAUUAAAUCAAGCUGAAAUGAAUGAAAAAAUGUCUUUUGUUAGAGGAAUUCAUUUUUUACAUGGAUGGUUUGAAAAUGAUUUAAAAACAUUGAGUUUUCAUUUUGAAUUGAUCUAUUACGAAAGAAAUGAUGUUAUUUAUAGAGAAAAUACAGUUAAUGAUGGAUAUAUCUAUUUCUUAAAAAAGGGAGAGAUAUCUUUGUUGAAAUUGUUUUAGAGACAAUAAAUUUAUGUUUGUAAUCUAUGUGUUGGAGAAAUAUUUGGAGAAGAAAUGUAUUUAGGAAUUAAUAACAGAUAGCAUACAGCUAUAUGUAAUGUUUAAGAUACAUAAGUGUAUAGAUUGGCUAAAAGUGAUUUAGAUAAAAGAAUGUGGUAAAUAGAAAAUAGAAAUCUAUUUAAAGAAAGUGUAGAUGUAAGAUGGGAAUGGAGAAAUUAAAGAUUUGAUAAUUUAAAGCUUUUUGAAGCUAAAGUUGAAUAAGAGGAAAAUCUUUAAAAGUAUUUAAAACCAAAAACAGAAGCUAUUAUAGAAAAACCUUAAUUAUCGCAAUCUCAUUCUACAAAGAUUUCUUCAUACACUCAUGUUAAACCAUUUAAUUUUAUGGAGCCAUUAAAUGCUGCAGAAGAAUUAUUUGAAAAUAAUGCAAUUUAAUCCAAAAUAUUUUAAAAUAAAAUUAAAGUUAGAUAAUACAAUUCAUCAAAAUAAACUUUAAGAAAUUUUACUUAUCUCAAAUAGUAGAGUUAAAUUGGACUUAUUAAAAUAAAUUAAUAAAGAAAAGAAAGUUUAAAAAAAAACAAACGAGUAAAUUCUUAAUAAUUUAAAUCAUUUUUAUAGUAAAAAUUUUAAUCUGAAGAAUAAAAUAUUUAAAAUUAACUUCCCUUCAAUUUUAUUAAUCAAGAAGCAUAAAAUGAACAGCCAGAAUAAUAAUAAUAAUAAUAAUUUCAAUCAUAAUAAAAGAUGACCUCUUUAGGAUAAUCACAGUAGAAUAGCAUAUAUGAAGAUAUGAUAUAGUUUGCAGUUUCUUAAAAAUAAAAAACACUACUUAAAUUACCUCAAGCUAACUCAACCAAAUAUUCUAGUAAAGAAAAUAGCUUCAAAAAACUUUCUCAAGAUUAAAUUCAUCAUCGUAAAUCUCCGUCUAAUUUAUCAUAUGAAUUCUCGGAUGCUAAAGGUAGUUUUUAAUAUAAAAGACUUUUUAAGUAUUGA
Messenger RNA from Paramecium sonneborni, 1797 nucleotides. Lineage: Eukaryota; Ciliophora; Oligohymenophorea; Peniculida; Parameciidae. The record is from the annotation of a GenBank genome assembly.